UGGAAAUAGAUUUUAUUUCUUCAGAUGUAACGAUAUUACAUUGACAGUAUGCAGCGUUUACGUGCUAAGAUAUCUGUACUUACGUAAGAAUAAAUUAUGUUCAUGAACAUGUCUUUAAUAUACACUUUUCAUUCGUUUUGUAGUUUAUGGCAACUUUAUUCCCUGCAUCUGAUGUCAGAAAGGUGACGUCACAGUUCAAGCGUUGUGGAGUAGGUGUGAUCCGUGGUAGGUGUGGACAUGGGAAGAUAGUGGAUCUUUGAAUCGCCUCAUCAAAUGAUGUGUUUUUUAUGUAGGUAGCGGAAAAGUUUAGGGUUUUCCGGAAUCCUGUAGCUUUUCCUAGGUGCUAGUAAUUCGUCUUUGUGCGGUUUGAGCGGGUUAUAGUGACCCUUGUUCGUGAGUGUUUUGUGUUCAAGAAGAUUUCAAGAUGGCGUGUAAUUUGGCCCCAAGUGUAAACUGUUCGUUGGAUGACAUCGAUUUAAACGCUCUAAAGGAUCCCGCAGGCAUUUUUGAGCUGAUAGAAGUUGUUGGAAAUGGAACCUAUGGCCAAGUGUACAAAGGUCGACACACGAAGACUGGUCAACUUGCCGCUAUCAAGGUCAUGGAUGUUACAGAGGAUGAAGAAGAAGAAAUCAAAUUGGAGAUAAAUGUACUAAAGAAGUAUUCAAAUCAUAGAAACAUAGCAACGUAUUAUGGGGCAUUUAUCAAGAAAAGUCCACCAGGGAAGGAUGACCAGCUAUGGCUUGUUAUGGAGUACUGUGGAGCUGGUUCGGUAACAGAUCUAGUAAAAUCUACCAAGGGACAGAGCCUGAAAGAGGAAUGGAUAGCGUACAUCUGUAGAGAAAUUCUUCGUGGUCUCAGUUACUUGCACACCAACAAGGUGAUCCACCGAGACAUCAAAGGGCAGAAUGUGUUGCUUACUGACAAUGCUGAGGUCAAACUAGUUGACUUCGGUGUGAGUGCACAGCUGGAUCGCACAAUUGGACGGCGUAACACAUUCAUCGGUACACCAUACUGGAUGGCACCUGAAGUGAUAGCAUGUGAUGAGAACCCAGAUGCCACGUAUGACAACCGAAGUGACCUCUGGUCUCUGGGCAUAACAGCCCUUGAGAUGGCUGAGUCUCAGCCGCCUCUGUGUGAUCUUCAUCCUAUGCGAGCCCUGUUCCUUAUACCAAGAAAUCCUCCACCUAGAUUAAAGUCAAAGAAGUGGGCCAAAAAAUUCCAUAGUUUCAUUGAGACAGUGCUUGUGAAAGACUAUCAUCAGCGCCCUUACACGGAACAACUUCUAAAGCAUCCAUUCAUCCGGGACCAGCCCACUGAACGGCAGGUUCGGAUACAUCUCAAAGACCAUAUUGAUCGCUGCAAGAAGAGGAAACAAGAGAAAGAACGAGAGGACUACCGGUAUAGUGGAUCAGAAAAUGAAGAAGAGGAACCAGCAAUCGCAGGAGAGCCUUCAUCCAUAGUUCAAGCACCUGGUGGUGACACUCUCAGGAGAAAUUUCCAACAAAUACAGGAGGGUAGAACAUUGACACAAAAUGAAUCAAAGGAGUCUAAACACAAUUGGAAAGGGGAACGAGAGGAAAUACCAGAACCUGGGCCUCCAGCGAGACCCCCCAUACCACAAAGACUCAUCGUUGUGCCAGAUCCUCAUCCCCCGUCACGACCACUGCCUCCUCCACCAAGGGAGGAUCGCCAGCAGAAACCCGCCACACCACCAACAGGAGCUGCAAGUCACCAGCAACCCUCGUCUGCAGCUCCACAACCCCAGCAGCGCAACUCGCACAUUUUCAAGCCCAUGCUUCCUCCAAGAAGACCAGAGGAUCUGGACAUGCUGGCUGCUCAAUUGAACGAACUGGGUGUUACUCAGCCAGAGGCUCCAGCCCGUUCCCGGCAAAAUGGCAAGUCUUCAUCGGCUGUUGGAGGAAAUUCAUCGCACAAUGCCCUCCCAGCACCACCAUCUUCCCUUCCACAGUCUGCGUCUUCUAUCCUGGAUGCAGCUGUUGAGUCAGACUCAGAUGAAGGGGAAGAUGGCACAGGUGUCCGCAAUGAUGGCACCCUGCUCGCUAGCGACCCACCUAAACCACUCCCCGAACUUUCUCCUUACAGACCACUGGAUCCUCCUCAUGCACCGCAGACAAUGGUGAUUCAUGAAGGUCCAUCAUCAAGUGGGGCCCCCAACAGGCCUCUUCCUCCAACACCAGAUGAGGAAGAGAGUGGGGACCGAACCCUUGUGAUGAAGCGGCAGAAAGAAGCCUCAGCACGAUCACAACAGCAGAACCGGCACUCAGAACUUGAUGAGCAGUCGCUACUUAAGGACUGGGAUUUUGCUCGGUUCUUCCAAGGUUACAGUGACCUUUUUGACAAAACGAAGUUGGAAACCAAUAAUUCUGAAGCAAAUGAAAAUUGUGGAAGUCCAACAAAAAUCCAGCAAUGCAAUAGUAGUAGUCAAGACGUUAGUGCCAACAAGAUAAGUAGUGGAACACAUGCUGAGAAAAGAAAUCAGCAAAAUCAUGGGAUUGGAUCCACCAAAAGAAACUCUAAUAAGGAGAUAUUUAGUUCAGCAGCAGCUGAUCAGAAGGGUAUUAUACCCCAUCACCGGCGAAAUGAAUCAGACUCAAGAAUAACUGGACCUUACAGUGGUUUCAGACGAGAGAACUCAGAUUUUUUCCCAGCCUCUUCUCGGCACUCAGCCGUAUUACUUGACUCAAAGAAUAAUUCAGGAUCAGGGAGUGGAAGUGGUGGUAUUCUGUUCUCUGGAAAUGGCCGUCGUGGUUCAGACAUUGCUGGUGGGGUAUCCGGAUUGUCAGGUCUCAAUAUCCUUAGUGUUGUAAAAAAGGGAGGGGGGAGUUCAGGUGCUAGGAAUGGAGAACCCAUCCUUACCGAUUUCAGUCUUAACAAAGCUUCUAAUGAACAUGCUUCCACUAUUCUGGACCAUCCUGUGAGACCACGUAGGGAGAAAACAGAGGGGGACAUUGUUCUACUUAGGAAUCGUCAGGAACUACGAGAUGAACUGCAGGCAAGGCGACUGGAUGUGGAGCAGAGGUUCUCUCGAGAGGCUGAACGCAUGAGGAGACGUAACAGCCGCCCACUUGUGGACAUAGGAAGCAGCAGUAAUGUUGCCUCAUUGAUGUCGUCUGACUUCGGUGGCGCAGGUACAGGAGGGAGGGAAGAGUACAGCCUGCGACAGAAUCGUGAGGACCGCCGUGGUGACUUCCAUCGAAUGGACUCAUCACCAGGCCAACUUGGGACACCUGGAUCCCGGACUAGCUCAGUUUUGCCCGAUUUACUUACACAGACUGCCUCAAGCCCUGGUACUCCAAAUCAGAGACAGGACAAGUCAACCAGUGAAGAGUAUCGUCAAGCUGUAUCUAAGUCACCUCCUCAUCCCCUUCAACAGAAGCAACGUUCAUUUCUUACAUUUGGAUUUGGCGCUGGUGGUUCGGGCCCUACACGCCGAGAGUCACAUGUUAAUGUAAAUGUGACACCAACCUCACAUGAUGUGGGCUCUGAUACACCUGAAAUUCGCAAGUACAAGAAGAGGUUCAAUUCUGAGAUCCUCUGUGCUGCCCUUUGGGGGGUGAACCUGCUGAUUGGAACAGAGAAUGGACUGAUGUUGCUGGACCGCAGUGGUCAGGGCAAGGUUUAUCAGCUCAUCUCAAGGCGACGAUUCCAGCAGAUGGAGGUUCUGGAGGGACAGAACAUAUUGGUGACUAUCUCGGGAAAGAAGAACCGUGUGCGUGUCUACUACCUCUCAUGGCUCAAAUCGAAAAUUCUCCGCACGGAUGGGGUGAGUGAUCAAGUAGAACGUCGAAAUGGAUGGAUUAAUGUUGGAGAUCUUCAAGGUGCUGUUCACUUCAAGAUUGUCAAGUAUGAACGUAUAAAGUUUCUUGUUAUUGCUCUCAAAGACAGCAUUGAGAUCUAUGCCUGGGCACCAAAACCUUAUCACAAGUUCAUGGCUUUCAAGUCAUUUGGUGACCUGAUACAUCGGCCCCUAUUGGUAGACCUCACAGUGGAGGAGGGUACAAGACUAAAGGUGAUCUAUGGUUCUGCGGAUGGUUUUCAUGCUGUAGACCUUGAUUCUGCAUCUGUCUAUGACAUUUAUAUACCAAAACAUACACAAGGACCAAUCUCACCUCAUUGCAUUGUGCCACUCCCGAACUCAAAUGGGAUGCAACUUCUGCUCUGUUAUGAUAAUGAAGGUGUCUAUGUUAAUACAUAUGGCAAGGUAUCAAAGAACAUUGUCCUGCAGUGGGGAGAGAUGCCAACAUCAGUUGCAUACAUUGGAACGGGUCAAAUCAUGGGUUGGGGUAACAAGGCCAUUGAAAUCCGCAGUGUUGAGACAGGUCACCUGGAUGGAGUAUUCAUGCAUAAAAAAGCCCAAAGGCUAAAAUUCCUCUGUGAAAGAAAUGAUAAGGUGUUUUUCUCCUCUGCAAAAGGUGGUUCAUCUUGUCAGAUUUACUUCAUGACAUUAAACAAGCCGGGAAUGGCCAACUGGUGAUUGCCUCAACUUGAACAUACCACAUCACCAUGGGGACUGUUGGAAGCCGAACUGAGCCAAGUAAAACUUUAGAAUCGGUUAGCCAGUCAAGUUAUAGCAAGAGUACUCUGCUAUUGGUGCCAUGAAAUAUGAAAUGCUGUUGAGGACUGGAAGCUAAAUUAUGGUGAUUGUUCCUUCAUGGUAGUGCAGCCAUAGUUGCUGAGUCCCUGUUGUACAUUUCCUAACAUAAAUUUCAUUCCAUCUUAAUGCAUUGCCUCAAGGGAGCUAAGUCAUUUAGCAGUCACAGAAAGCCAGAACAGCUUUCCUUGCAUAAUAGUGAGAUUGUGCAAGCUUAUGUAACAACACUGUGUUCUUCAGGGAAACAUCUUUAAACCUAUGGUGGCCAUAUGUAGGCACCUCAGAGAUACUGUUAGAAGAACUGAUUUAUGUACUACACAUUAUUUGGAGUAUUGUUCUGUUUCAUUUAAGAAAAUUUAGCACUCUGAGGAUAUUUGUAUUUUUGUUAAAAGAAAGCUUUAAACAGACUUUUUCAGUGUUAUAUUUAAGAAAGUAUCUGUUUUGGGUUUGUUACCUUCAUGUUAUGUAUUGGGACUACAGUUGUCCCUUGCUUAAUAAGGGGGUUAUGCUCUUCUCUUAUACUAUGGCUGUCAAGAAGCUGUUCUCCAGGGGCUUAUUCUUGAGGAAGAAACAGAUUAAGGGGAAUCAGAUUAGCCUCUGAAACGUACAUAUACAAAAGCUCAAGUUUCAGAAUAAACAAGUGUAGUAUAUAUACUAAAUAAAUCACUUUUAUUUAUACCUAUUGUACAUAUACAAAACGUAGGAAUUAGUGUAAUACGGUAUGAAUAAAGUACCUAUUUUACCACAAAGAAAGUGCUUUCUUAACUUUCUGCAUUAUGGAUCAUGUCUUUUAUAAGUAAAUUUUAUAAUCUUCAGCAUUAGUCCUAAUAGCUGCUUGACUUCAUUUAAUAGUUUUGAUGGAAGGUUCAUUGAUACAGAAAUUCCUUGAAACAGAUUAUGUAAUUUCACCAUAUUCUAUUGAUUUUUUGUUAUAGUCAUUAUUUUUAUAACCUUUCUUUCAGUAGCAUCACUACAGUUAUGAUGUAAAGCCAUAUUUUUAGAACAAUGCAGUCCAUCAUAAAAGAAGGAAAGUUAUUCCAAGUUUGUGAAGGGCAUGUUACACUAUCUGACACAGAUGCUCUUACUGCAAUAACCACAGCAUCAUUGAGAGACAUGAUUGUAGAUGUGAGUACGUUGUGAUCUUGGCUGUGCAUACAUCUGCAGAUCAACACGUACUAACCUGAUGAUAAUCUAAACAUAACUCUAUUGUAUAAAAAGAGUGUAUAAAAUUGUGUAUAAUGAAAUCCAUGUUAACCAGACCCAUCCUGAAUGAGGAAUUACUGUGUUAUACAUCAUAAUAUUAAACUUGCAUGAGAAUUCCAAAUUCUGGAAGUUGAAAAUCGAACAUGUAGGAUACUUAUGUUUAUAUUUACUCAGAAUAUUUGUCACGUUAUGUACUAAAUUUCAGGAGUGUUUAGACAAAUAAAGAAAGCAUGUAGGUGGAAGGACAUUAAAAUCACCAUACUUGAUGCUUCCAGUGGCUACGUAAGUGGUGAUUGUAUGUUAUGAAUACCAUAUAUCAAUGCUUUAGUGAAUGUAUUCAUAUAUUACAUGACAAAAGCAAGUGACAGAUUUUCAUACUGGCAUUAAUGUGUUAGAAACAUUAAUCUGACAUAUGACAUUUCCUAGAAGUAAAAGAAGUGAUUGGUGAACAACUUUCAAAGACUUUUUAAGUGGCCCGUGUCUGCGUAUUACAUCAGAGUAGACAGUUCUUUCUGCAGGAACUGGUGAAGAAUGGUUAGUUUUUUCUACAUCCAUGUUGUUACCGCUUUCAUUGGUAACAGUGAGCUGAAGUCUCUUUUGUAACUCCCACCCCCUAAUCUUUAAUGACUGAAAUAUUCAGAAAUGGUGUCCUUAAAUUCAUAAAUUUGUAUUUUAUAAUAUGUGAUUUUCAUAGGCCAGUUAGCAUGAUAAAGAAAUAUGUAUAGAACUGAAAGUAAAAUGGUUGUAAAGAAAAAAUGAACUUAUUCCUGUAGUAUGAGAAUUGUUUUCAGUUUGUUUUGUUAAAGUGACAUGGUGUGUUUAAUUUCUAUUCAGAAAGAACCAGGCAUUUUCCAGUUUUUGCUUUGGGCCAUGUUAUAGUCACAAAACUGAUAGAUUAUAGACCCAGUCAGAAUUUUUGAAUCCUUAUGAGAGAUCUGAUAUUAGGGUCGUUUCAUGUCUUUCAAUUUCAUGUGUAAUUUUAUAUAAUAAUGCAAUUUACAUCUGUGAUUCUGUUUUCAUGUCAGUCUCUAAGUUGCCAACUCUACCAGGCACAGUUUUGUGUGUAUAUGUAUGAGUGAGGAGAGGAAUACUUGACUGAGCAAGCAUUAGUUGUUUCUUCAACAUCUUUUGUGAAGAGAUGAUGGCAUAUAUACUCUGAAGAUACAUUUUGGUACUUAUGAAUAUUGGAAUUGGGUAAUUCUAUAGAAAUUAUUCAGAAAAACUCAGUACUCCUUAAUUUAAAUUUCUGAGGGUUGUCCCUAUUUUCUGUUUUAAAAUGUUCCACACAUUUCUGUUGCAAUAUUUGUAAGUGUCUGUAUUAAGUUCCACAGUUAGAUUUUUCAAGUGGUGGUUAUGAUGAGGAUGUGUGUGAUUUUAUUCUGUUUGGUAACAGAUUUCCAUGAAUAAAGUUGGAAGAGUUGGCAGCAGUGAUGGCUUCCAAAGUGAGGACUUUAAGAACUAUAGUAAUUCAGCUCAAAAGUGCAGCAAUUUAAAGAAAACUAUAUAUGAUAUAUAUUUCUUUUUGUUGUAACUUAUAUUACAGUAACUGUAUAGUAACAUCAAUAACUAACCUAUAAAUAACCAUAAGCGUUACUCCCCCUUUUAUUGAAGAAAUGCACAUGACAUAUUCAGAUCUGCACAAGCUAUUACCAGUGAAUCAACUGGAACAUUUUGUGUGAGCUCAGAAUCCAGUUUAACCUUCAUGAUUACAUAUUACCGUUGCUGAGGAGUAGAUAUGGUGAAAUGUUUUUUGAUUCCUUGGCCCUCAAGAUGGAUCAUAUUUAGUAAAAAGUUAAUAAAUUUUGAAGAUGUAGUGUUAAAAGGAAAGAAAUUCAAGAAAAUAUGCACUUGAUAGCUGUGGUUUUGACCAGUUUUUUUUUUAAGAUUACACGUAAUAUUUAUGCCUGGUGUAUGGUGUGUUGAUUGCUUUAAUAAUGUCAACUCUUAAAUUUGAGCAGGAGGGUUUAUUAAUGUAAAGAGGGCACAAUAUGAGGACUGAAACUAUUUAAAAUUAUCACAAAGUAUCUAAAGUUGAACUCACAUGGUUACAAAGAGAAAAAUAUACAGAGGAAAUGAAGCAGAGCAGUAGAAAUUAGGACUGAACCGAAAGAGGAGUCUGUGUAAGUGUGUGCAUGGGUGAAUGUUUAACUUUUUUUUUUUAAUAUUGGUGCAAUUCAGAAAGACUGUAUACAAGCUUAUGAAGAAUUAAUUCUGGUAACAAAGAACAUUUAUAUACUUUUAUUAUUACCAUGUAUUUUGUAUAUUUGGGAUGUUGUUGGAUUUCAAAGCUGAUUGUGUCAAUAGUGUGAUGUACAAACAUGACUGAAAGAAUGACUGAAAUCCUACAAUAUUAUUUUCAUACAAUGAAGUUUUGUUAGCAACUUUUGUACUUUGCAAUGACCGUAAAACAUGCAUUUUUUUAACAUGUCAUACGGAGUUUACACUAAACAUUUGUUAAUUUGAAGGUUGAUGGUGAUAUUUAAAUUUAAUAGUAAAAGAAAAUUUGUAUCAUGUAAUUUGGUCUUGGUUUAGAGUGCAUCUUCCUGGAUUGAGUUAAUAUAUUUUAAAAUCAGAAAUAAAGGAUAGUUUCAGAGUUUUGUUUCCUUGGGUGUGAUUUUCCAAGUAGUGGUGCCCACAUAUUUUCAUUGCAUGGUCAUUAAAUAAAAUUAAUGUAUGUAUAGACUCCAGUGUAUAAUUCUUAAAUACAUAUAACAAUGAUGAUGGCAUUCGCAUAUUUAUGCAUGAAAGCAUAUAAAAUUUAAAUUGUGUUUAACAGGCAACAUUGAAAUAGGAUCUAACAGUGUCCUGUUUUAAUGUAAUGGAAGAUUUUGGAACACCAAGUUGUGUAUGGAGUAAAAUAAGGAAAUGUUUCAUAAUCCAGUUUGACCAGAAUCCGUCACAGCACAGAUUUUCUGUCAUGUCACUUCGCUUCCUACAUGUAGAUUAGCUUUGCAGACUAGGAGAUCUGUAAUUCUAUCCUUCGUUAUUUUGCCACCAUAUAAACAGGCUUUCUCACAGAUAGUGUUUUGCUGGGUGUUUAUAAAAGAGCUCUCUUUCAUCUGUGUUCAUCUAAUGGUUCAUAUUCACAUAAUUCUUCCAGUAGCUGCCCAUUUUCUACUUUUUACUGUUUCCAGGUUUACACUCUUGCUGUCUUCACACAGUGUCUUAUGUCAUCUUUUGAUCCAAUCUCUGCAUUUGUAAAGCGAUAAAAUUCCAACAUAUCUGCUAGUUAUAGCACCUCUGUUUCAGGUGAAGACUAGUCACUUCAUCAUUACACAUGUGAGUCUGGUUAAUGCUUCAGGCCCAGAGCCACUUUACCCUGUUCCACUUGUUUUAAAGGUUUCAAAAACAAAUUAGUAACUCUGUUCCUAGUUAGUUUCUAUUAUAGAAAUGUGAAGGUUUCCCACUUAUUUGUGCACACCUUUGUGCAAACAAAUAUUGGUACUUACAUUUAUUUGCGAGAGAAUAAUACUGUGGAAAUAUAUUCGGAUAUUAGAAGGCGAUGGAAUUCCUCCAAGUGCCUGAGCAUUAGAUACUGCUACUAAAUUUAUUCAUGACAGUUUUGUUGCUGCAGAUUUGUACAAGUUUUCACAAUUCUUAGUGGUAAGCACCAAUUAUUUACCUGUUCAACAAUUGAAUGAAAGUUUUAGAAUUUUAUAUACCAAGUGUUGUAACAAGUUUUGCUAUGAAGUGUUAUUUCCAGUAAUUCACUUUAGUGUAAUAAAUCUCACAACAUUCCCUGGGACAGAGACCUCCAUUGUAAUUUCAGCAGUAGAUGGUGAACUACUUCUGGGUACACUUACCUGUGUGGCAUUUCUGUCUCUCUGCACAGACCUUACAUCUACACUGGCAUUUUCCUUUUUCUUUUAUUUCCAUUAUAGGACCUCUAUAUGCAGAAUAUGGUGGUUCUGUCAGUGCUGCAUCCAUCCCUUAUGCCAUUUUUCCAUUAACUUGCAGAAUCUGACCCUUUUUGUGCAUAUUUUGCACUACAAAAUAUGAGCAUUCACAAGUGCAAAAUUAAAGAGGUGGAAGAACAAUUUUUCCACUACUUCAUGGAUUUUUAUUUAGCAAUAAGGUAGCAUUUGGUUAGAUUUAUCAACCAGUUAUAUAUUUAGUGUAAACCAUGGCUAUAUUUGGUUUUGGCCUUUUGUGGGCUCCUCUCAGUUUUGAUGUUUCAGCUUUUCUGUCAUCAUGGCCUGUGCUUAGUAAGUAAGCAUCUUGCACAUCACAUAAGAUCUAAAAGUUUGUGAUAGUGUUAUAUUAAUACAAUUAUAAAGUUUUUGGACAUUAUCCAUCAUCCCUACUGAGUAAUCUUUACCUGAAGCUGGAGACAGAGUCCAGUCUCAGAGACGUUUUUAAAUAAAAAAUGGGUAAUGGAUAAUUUCCAAAAUCUCAAUAAUUGAAUUUGAAAUAGGUUCCACUUCGUGCAAAGGGACAUUGUCUGACUUCUCAGAAUAUAGGUCACAUUAUUUGUAUUUAACAUUGUAAGGAUUGCCAGGAAUUGAUCUCGAGACUUCCCACCUUUUGUUGAAUAGUUUAUGCAUGAAAUUGGUCCUGUAGUCAUGCAGAGAUGGUUUCCUUGCCAAACUCGUUUGAAUAACUAUUGCAAGAAAUAUUUUUAUUUUAUGCAUGCUUGCUUGUGGCCUCUGAGGAUAUGUGGACUUCGGUUUUGAAAGGUUUUGCUGUUUUGUUAUGGUUAUUUGAUUUUUACAAUGUCUCUUGUUUUCUGAUGUAAUUUCUCAAAAUAUCCCAUUGUCAGAAAAAUAGAUUAAAAAUUCUGUAUGGUAACUUUUUGACAUUAUGUAUAAAUUUGGGUUUAAUUCCUGGUAUGGAAUCUGAUCAUGAACUGUUACUUGGUCUGGUUUUAUCCAUUUUGUUUGGACUGCACUAGGAAGUCAAUUGAAUACCAAAACUUCUCUGCAUCAGACAUGCACGCUAUGCCUGUGUUUAGUUUAGAGCCACAGUGGUUUGAUCUCUGACAUGUAUGAAAGAGAGUCAUAUAAACAUCAUGUACAGUAUGAUAAACUAGCAGCAGAUUGAAACAUAAUUUCUGAGCUAUCUGAGAGAGAGUGCAGCAUUGGAAUUCUAUUUGGUAGAAGCCUCUAAGGAAAGGAAUUAUAACUAGAAGCUCUGAACUGACACAGUGGAAGAUUCAUGUCUCUAGCAUAAUUAAUUUUUAUGUAGUGAUUUAUUUAAAUCAUAGAUCAUAGUAAUGUAACAUUCAGCUUCAUGGCAAAUUAAGCCAAGUGUCAUUGCUACCAUCAGCAGACUCAAAGUGGUAGCCCAUAUGGGCAGUGGUGGUAUCUGUAGCUCUGCUAAGGGAGACAGAUAAAUUUCUUGUUCUCCGAAAAAGGAAUAUCUUGAACACAUGCCUUCUGUUUCACUAUAGAUUGUCACCAUUAUGUUCAGUGUAAGUCCUGGUAGCAGUGCUCAUUCAUUAUGAAUUCCCAUAUGUGUAUCAACCUAUGCCAGAGUAUAUAUUGUGGUAUGUCUGCUGAAAGCCAGAAUUGGGGACCAGUAGAGGUGGUGGUUGUUAGGGAAUGGCCUUGCAAAUGUCAUGUGACAGCUCGUUUCCACGGUGACAAAGGCAGUGCAACAGUAAAGGAAUUGUGGGAAGAGAUGUUUUAUGUGUGGUCUGUAUCACAGCUACAUAAUGAGGAGCAGCUGCCAUUUUGAGUCAGUUUGAGAAAGAAGGCCCUUGGCCUGGACUAGGAAGCGGUGGGCAGAACAGACAGGUGACCACUAGUGGAGGCUAUAACAAGAUUAGGAAAUUUGUGUGGGUUUUAAUGGUUUGUGCAGCGUUAUAGUUACUUCUGAUUCCAAAUUGUAAAGUGUGCAAUAAAUCCAGCCCUGUCUGUAGUCACUUAACACAUGAUAAUAUUUGUUACAGACACUGAA
Molecule: messenger RNA, 11713 nt
Organism: Cryptotermes secundus
Lineage: Eukaryota; Metazoa; Arthropoda; Insecta; Blattodea; Kalotermitidae
Gene: msn
Product: serine/threonine-protein kinase mig-15
Exons: 25
Coding region: 425-4495 (1356 amino acids)
Biological process (GO): protein phosphorylation
Molecular function (GO): ATP binding; protein kinase activity
Source: RefSeq, a predicted model, not a curated record